AUAAACAGAAAUGGGUUAGCUAAUUAGGCUGCUCUGCAACCUGCAUUAUUUUUCUAUGAUACAAUGAUAUAAUACUAAAAAUUGAGUUCUGUUGAAAGAAAUUUGGAUGGAGUGAGUAUGGGAGACAAAGUUUGUGUUUGGAUCUGCAGAAUUACAUGGAAAAGAAAGAUAACUAACUAUCUGCAAAAUUUAUUAGAACUGAAAGCUCUCUUUCUCAUCAGUAUGUAUGAUGCAAUUUUGUGUGGGUAUGGGAGGCAAAGGUUGUGCUUGUAUCUGUAUAUUUACAUUGAAAAGAAAGAGUACUAUCUGCAAAGUUUAUUAGAACAGAGAACUCUUCCUCAUGAGUAUUUAUGAUGCAAUUAUGUGGCAGGUUUGCACUCAGAGAUCAUGGAAGCGCCCCUAUGGAGUUGGUCUUCUGGUAGCUGGAUUAGAUGAAUCAGGGGCUCACCUCUAUUACAACUGCCCAAGCGGAAACUACUUCGAAUACCAGGCUUUUGCAAUUGGUUCACGCUCACAAGCUGCAAAGACAUAUUUGGAACGCAGGUUUAACAACUUCACAGCCUCCUCCCGGGAAGAUCUAAUCAAAGAUGCACUCAUCGCAACUAGGGAGUCAUUGCAAGGUGAAAAGCUCAGAAGCUCCGUAUGCACCAUUGCUGUGGUUGGAGUUGGUGAGCCAUUCCACAUUUUGGAUCAGGAAACCGUUCAACAGUUGAUUGAUACUUUUGAGAUUGUGAGGGAGGAAGAAACUGCACCUGCUGAACCUGAGGUAGCAACUGAGCAGGAUGCUGCCCCAGAUCAGGCUCCUGGUGCUGAUCAAGGUGGUGCCGAACCCCAAGGUGGUGCUGAACCCCAAGGUGGUUCUCCAAUGGACAUUUGAUGAUCUAAGAUCCAGUACUUGAGUUGUUAAAAACUGUUAUUUAAAAAAUGAAUAGGUUUCAUGUUGAACAUGUUACGGAAGGAGACAUCUCUUUGAUGAAUUUUUCUUUGCUUAAUCUUCUUUGUCUUUGAAAUUCAUCCAUGGCUCAUCAUUGUGAACGUUGUAGUAGCUGCACUGCAUUUGAUGAACUUGAACACAGUAUUUUCAAUAUUCUCUAUGAUACAAUUUACUGACAUUCAGGAUAUAAAAUGUUGGGUAAAGUGGGUUUAGUCUAAUGCGUUGCAAAUAUAUGUUAUGAAAAAAAUGAGUAUCCUUUAGUACA
Messenger RNA from Vicia villosa (hairy vetch), 1199 nucleotides. RefSeq names its product proteasome subunit alpha type-1-B-like. Lineage: Eukaryota; Viridiplantae; Streptophyta; Magnoliopsida; Fabales; Fabaceae. Bases 341 to 877 code for a protein of 178 amino acids. The record is from RefSeq and is a predicted model, not a curated record. Gene Ontology annotation, cellular component: proteasome core complex; proteasome core complex, alpha-subunit complex. The transcript has a single exon.